This is a messenger RNA of Solanum verrucosum, 1566 nucleotides long. RefSeq lists its product as uncharacterized. The record is from RefSeq and is a predicted model, not a curated record. The transcript is spliced from 2 exons. Bases 1 to 1566 code for a protein of 521 amino acids. Gene Ontology annotation, biological process: DNA integration. Lineage: Eukaryota; Viridiplantae; Streptophyta; Magnoliopsida; Solanales; Solanaceae. Gene Ontology annotation, molecular function: nucleic acid binding; RNA-DNA hybrid ribonuclease activity.
AUGCCUCUUAAAACUUAUUUCCCUGAUGAAGAGGUUUUAUUUAUUGGAGAGGAUAUUUUCGAAGAAUAUCCCAGGUGCAGAAUGUUUUUUGAUGGUGCUGUGAAUUCCAAAGGAGUCGGUGCUGGAGCAGUGUUGAUUUCAGAAUCAGGUCAACAUUAUCCUAUCUCAACAAAGUUCAGAUUCUUAUGCACAAAUAAUAUGGCGGAGUACGAGGCUUGUAUUCUUGGGCUUAGGAUGGCUGUUGACAUGAACAUACAAGAAUUGUUGGUUAUAGGUGAUUCCGACUUAUUGAUUCAUCAGGUUCAAGGCAAAUGGAGCACCAAUAAUGUGAGGAUACUUCCAUAUUUGUUGUGUGUGAAAGAAUUGUGCAAGAAAUUUGUCAAGAUAGAAUUUAAGCAUAUUCCUCGAGCUCAGAACGAGUUUGCAGAUGCGUUGGCAACACUGGCUUCUAUGAUUCAACAUCCAGACAAGAACUACAUAGAUCCAAUCAAGGUCAAUGUGCAGGAUCAGCCAUCCUAUUGUUUCCAUGUAGACGAAGAACCGGAUGGAGAACCUUGGUACUAUGGCAUUAAGAGGUAUCUCAGGGAAGGAGACUAUCCAGAAGGAGUAAACAAUGUUCAAAAGAGGACACUUCGGAGCCUCGCAAAUCAUUUUUUCCUUAGUGGAGAAAUCUUUUAUAGGAGGACUCCAGAUUUGGGAUUUUUAAGAUGUUAUAACUCUCAAGAGGCAAGCAAGUUGAUUGAAGAAAUACAUGGAGACUGCAUCCGUUUUGUGAGAAAAUGUCAUCAAUGUCAGAUUCAUGGUGAUUUGAUUCGAGUUCCACCAAAUGAGCUAAAUGUGACGAGUUCUCCUUGGCCCUUUGCAGCUUGGGGCAUGGAUGCCAUUGGCCCUAUUGAGCCAGCUGCCUCAAAUGGACACAGGUUCAUUCUGGUAGCUAUUAAUUACUUCACAAAGUGGAUAGAAACAUCUUCAUACAAGUCUGUGACAAAGAAGGUGGUGACAGAUUUUGUUCGCAAUAACAUCAUUUAUAGAUUUGGGAUCCCCGAGUCAAUUAUUACAGAUAAUGGAGCUAAUCUCAAUAGUGGCUUGAUGCAUGAGAUAUGCGAGAAGUUCAAAAGUAUUCAUCGCAAUUCCACUCCUUAUCGACCUCAGAUGAAUGGAGCAGUUGAGGCCGCCAACAAAAAUAUCAAGAGGAUAUUGCGGAAAAUGACUGAUAACUACAAACACUGGCAUGAGAGUUUGUCCUUUGCCCUUCUUGGCUACCGCACCACAAUCAGGACUUCGACUGGGGCAACACCUUAUCUUUUGGUUUAUAGAAUAGAAGCAGUGUUACCAAUGGAAGUUGAGAUACCAUCUCUAAGGAUCAUCCAAGAAGCUGAGUUAAUUGAUGCCAAGUGGACACAUAACCGGUAUGAACAAUUGAUGCUUAUUGAUGAAAAAAGAAUGAAUGCAGUUUGUCACGAACAACUUUAUCAACACAGGAUGGCUAAAGCUUUCAACAAGAAAGUAAGAUUGAGACAGUUUGAACCGGGACAGUUGGUGUUGAAGCGAAUAUUCCCGCACUAA